Messenger RNA from Symbiodinium necroappetens, 2063 nucleotides. The record is from the annotation of a GenBank genome assembly. Lineage: Eukaryota; Dinophyceae; Suessiales; Symbiodiniaceae.
AUGGUCGCUCUUCGGGUUUUUUCAGUGUCACAGAUAAAGUAUGAGAGCACUGUCCAGGAGGAGAAGGCCGUUGUGGAUGAGGAGAACAGUGUGUUGGUGUCGGAUGGCUCAACGCUCCAUGAGAGAGGUGUGGAAAGCCUUCAGGAUUGGGAUGAGAGCUGGCAAUGCCAAGUACAAGGGGCAGAGGAGUUAGAGCAUUGGGAUAUGUUUCUACCACUUGAGGAUGGUGACCCCAGGCAAGUUCCCAAAGUUCUGAUUGCUUCGUGUGAUGGAGUUCCAGUGCUGGCAAAGACGGAAGUCACUUAUACAGCUGGGAUUGAAGAACUUCUUCAUUCACUGAAGUCUCCGUUGACAGUGGUGCACAAUGUUGAUCCGUCCGAGGCAGCUUCUUCCUUUUCCGAGUGGGUCAAGCCAGCAAUGAAGGAGAUUUCUUCCUUUGACAAGGCUGCAAAGAAGGUUCGGGGCAGCGAUCCUCAAGUCGCUGCAGACCUGAAGAGCGGGAAAGCAAAGAUCGUUCCGAUGAAGAUGGUUUACACUGUGAAGCCACCGUCCGAAGAGGCUGUGAGUGAAGGCCAGUUGUACCGUCGCAAGGUCAGAAUCGUGGCGUGUGGUAACAUGAUGGCAGACAGUGGUGAAGAGACAUAUGCGGGAGCAGCUCCAGCGGAGGUGGUUCGGUCGUCGUUGUCGGUGGCUAGUAUGUAUGGAUGGGAUGCUGCUGUUCUUGACGUGACGGCUGCUUUUCUACAGACUCCGUUGAACGAGGUGCAGUGCAAACAAAGAAUCCUUGGGCAGCCUCCAAGGGCACUGGUUAGAGCUGGUCUUUGUCAUGAACAAGAAUUAUGGGAGUUCACUCAUGCUGUUUAUGGACUCCGCGAAUCACCGCGAUGGUGGGGUGAGUUCAGGGAUGCGAAGAUGGCUCAGCUCAACAUUGUGGUUGGAGCACGGAGAAUAAAGCUACUCCAGUGUCGAGUCGAAGGAAGUUGGUGGAGACUCGUUGAAGACUCUGCGCUGGUCGGGCUGGUGGUUAUCUACGUUGAUGACUUGUUAAUUUGCUCUACCCCGUCAAUCAUCGAGGCGGUUUCGAAGGCAGUGAGGUCGUUGUGGGAAACAAGUACCUUGUCCUGGGCUUCAGAGGGAGGUAUUCGCUUCUUGGGCAUUGAGAUCGUGAAGGUUCGGGAAAGCUUUGCCCUGAAUCAGGAGCCGUAUAUCCAUGAGUUGACAAGGCUUCAUGCAAUUCCGCCGACACAGAGGGACUUGAUUCCGGUGGCAAAGGGGCAAUCCAGUUUUGAGGUAGAGCCAGAGGAAGCGGUUUUCACCUCAAGUGAGCUGAAAUUGGCUCAGCAACUGGCCGGUGAGGUGUUGUGGGUGGCGCAGCGUACGAGACCAGAUAUAAGUUAUACCUCCAGCCUCAUCAGCUCCCUCAGCGCCAGGGCGCCAAGGCGCGCUGCCGCGAUCGCCAGAAAGUGCAUCGGGUUCCUCCAAGGCACGUCCAAGCAGUACUUGUGGAUAAAUACCACGUCACCCGAGCUCAUUACUUGGACGGACGCGUCCUAUGCACCUGAUGGAGGACGCUCGCAUACAGGGUGGUUGCUGAUGAUGGGGCAGUCGCCUAUCAACUGGAGAUCGGCUCGCCAAAGCACCAUAACAUUGUCGACGGCUGAAAGUGAGCUGGCAGCAAGUGUAGAAGGAGCCUUGGCCCUUCUCAGCGCAGAAGCGCUUCUUUCAGAGCUGAAACUGGGCUUGAUGAAGUCAAGGUUGCGGUCGCUAUCUCGCAUGAUGGGUCUGAUGUCCUUGGAGGAGAUUGUUGAAGAGGUUGAGCGCGCCUUGGACGCUCAGAGACAAUAUGACAGUAGCUCGACUUCAAGGGACCGGUCUGCAUCGGCUGGGCGAGUGCCGGAUACGACCGGCGUUUGCGCCGGCAAAGACAGAAAUUCGAACGGAAGUGAGAAGGGAAGUUCGGGUACCCAAGAGCGAGUGCAGACAUUACGCAUCUGCGAGUACUGUGUGAGGCAUGGAGGAAGCAAUCCCGCAGUGCCGAGUCCGACCUUGGAUGAGAUUUUGAG